CAGAAUAGUCAAUAAAUUGGUCCGUCUCCGCUGUGCAAAUCAGUGUGAUUUGAACCUCUUCUCUUCAAAUAUAUAAACCCUUCUCCAUCUUCCAUUGCAUUUCAAGCUCAAUCUUUCAAAACCCACAAUUUCAUUUCAUCCCUCUCCACUUCAAAAUGGCGGAUUCCAAAGUUUCCCCAGUUCCCCUGUUGAAAGAUGAGCUCGAUAUCGUCAUACCCACCAUCCGAAACCUCGAUUUUCUUGAGAUGUGGAGGCCCUUUUUCCAGCCUUACCAUCUCAUCAUUGUUCAGGACGGUGACCCUUCUAAGGUCAUUAAGGUUCCUGAGGGUUUUGAUUAUGAACUCUACAAUCGUAACGAUAUCAAUCGGAUUCUGGGUCCUAAAGCUUCUUGCAUUUCCUUUAAGGAUUCUGCUUGCCGUUGCUUCGGCUACAUGGUCUCCAAGAAGAAAUAUAUCUACACCAUUGACGAUGAUUGCUUUGUUGCUAAGGAUCCAUCUGGCAAGGACAUCAAUGCACUUGAGCAGCACAUCAAGAACCUUCUGACCCCAGCUACACCACACUUCUUCAAUACCUUAUACGACCCUUACCGUGAGGGCGCUGACUUCGUCCGUGGAUAUCCGUUUAGUCUCCGAGAGGGUGUCCUAACUGCAGUGUCUCAUGGCCUGUGGCUGAACAUCCCGGAUUAUGAUGCUCCCACCCAGCUCGUGAAGCCUCUUGAGAGAAAUAAAAGGUAUGUAGAUGCAGUCUUGACAAUUCCGAAGUCAACCCUCUUCCCCAUGUGUGGAAUGAAUCUGGCAUUUGACCGUGAUCUGAUUGGCCCAGCGAUGUAUUUUGGUCUCAUGGGUGAUGGUCAGCCAAUUGGCCGCUACGACGAUAUGUGGGCUGGCUGGUGCAUGAAGGUUAUAUGUGACCAUCUUGGAUAUGGAGUGAAGACGGGAUUGCCCUACAUUUGGCACAGCAAAGCAAGCAACCCAUUUGUGAACCUGAAGAAAGAAUAUAAGGGAAUAUAUUGGCAAGAAGAACUGAUACCAUUUUUCCAAGCUGUUAAACUUCCAAAAGAUUGCACCACAGUGCAGGAAUGCUACAUUGAACUCUCCAAGCAAGUUAAAGCAAAGCUUGGUGGUGUUGAUGAAUACUUCACCAAGCUUGCAGAUGCCAUGGUCACUUGGAUUGAAGCUUGGGAUGAGCUGAACCCAUCAGACAGUAAAGCUACCAAUCUGCCUAAUGGUGCCCAGAAGUAGUUCUAUCUGUCUUAAAUUAUCGAUACUUCUCGGUAGAUUUUACUGAUGUUACCUUCCGUUGUUACCGGCUUAGCAUUCGUUUGGAAGCUCAGAGUAUUGGUGGUUUAGCAGCAUGGUAGAGAAUGUAGUAUUAUUAUUCACUUAUCAUUAUGACCUUAGCCACAGUAAAAGAAGAUGAUUUCGUAUGAUUUCUAUAAUUUGAUGAGCAUUAGCUAUUUCAGUCUGAGAUUGUUGCCCGAGAGAUUCAAAUUAUUAUUUAAUUUUGUUGAGCGAUUGGUCUGUUUUGUUUG
This is a messenger RNA of Benincasa hispida (wax gourd), 1531 nucleotides long. Its product is annotated as putative UDP-arabinopyranose mutase 2. Gene Ontology annotation, molecular function: UDP-arabinopyranose mutase activity. Gene Ontology annotation, cellular component: Golgi apparatus; cytosol. The record is from RefSeq and is a predicted model, not a curated record. Lineage: Eukaryota; Viridiplantae; Streptophyta; Magnoliopsida; Cucurbitales; Cucurbitaceae. Gene Ontology annotation, biological process: plant-type cell wall organization or biogenesis; UDP-L-arabinose metabolic process.